AUGGACCGUGGAGCUCAUAUCAAAAGUCGUCGAGUCCUCCUACAACCCAGCGGUUUCGAAGAGGGCUUACCCGUCACAAUCCUUGGUGAAUAUGACGAAAUCUUGAACCCAACUGGUCAAGAGGACGAUGUGGCUGCAGUCAACUCGCCUCCCAAGGUUGAGACUGUUCUACAGCUAUGUCAUUUUGCGAAGGCGUCACACUCUAGCGUGCUGUCUCCCGGAAGUAUCGACGCUGCCCCGUGA
Colletotrichum destructivum is the source of this 243-nucleotide messenger RNA. RefSeq lists its product as uncharacterized. The coding region runs from base 1 to 243 and encodes 80 amino acids. NCBI's taxonomy places the organism in Eukaryota, Fungi, Ascomycota, Sordariomycetes, Glomerellales, Glomerellaceae. The record is from RefSeq and is a predicted model, not a curated record. The transcript has 3 exons.